CCAUAAGAGUGACCAUCCAGGGACGCACGGGCUCUAUCAUAAGACCACACCGCCUGAUGCCAAGCAGCACCGUGAGCGCAAAACGGAAUCAUGCCCGUGCCCAAGAAAGCAGGAAGGAGAACCAGCAACUCUACAGAAGUGACUCUGCCGCCGUAUGAGCCAAAUGUCCCUGAACCAACCACCAGGGCUGACUUCAUGAAAUACUGGGUCCCCAUCUCUCUGGAUGAUAAAACUGCACAGAAGCUGUUGUGGAUCUCAGAAGGCGCGUCCAAGGUGGCCCGCACAUCAGAUGCAGUCUGCCCGUACCCCAACAGGCCUGACAGAUAUGAACACUCACCUCAGGUGCUGUGUAAGGAGAAUCUGCUGGGCCAUCGAGGCUACUGGGAGGUGGACUUCGACGGCUGGGUGGUGAUCGGGUUGGUCUGUGAGAAGGCGCCCCGCAAGUCCUCCGACGGGGCCUGCGGCCUCGGGGAGAACGACGGCUCCUGGGGCGCCGGCUGGUCUGGAUCCUGCUACCAAGUGUGGCACAACGGCGAGAACGUGGACGUCCAGCUCCCCCUGACUUCCACCAUGGGCGUCUACAUCGACCAGCCCGCCGGCAUCAUCAAGUUCCUCUUGGUGGAGGGAGAGGGCGAGAGGGAGGUGCGGCUGAUUCACAAGUUCAAAGCCAACAUCCAGGAGAAGGUUUUCCCCGGGUUCUGGGUUGGCACAAAUUCAUUCUGCCUUAUUCGGAAAAGGGAUCAGUGACACGGCAGAGGGUUUCGCAUGCAGGGGGGGAGAGGGUGAAGGAGUGUAAAUUUAAGAUGGUGUCAGGAGGGGAAUGGCAAGGUUGUGAUGAUUUGGGGAACAAAUGUUGGGAGGUGAAAGGCAGAACUGAAGCACGUGGUGACAUCUUUGUAGAUUAUAUUUACUUUCUCUAAUGCAUGAAGAAAGCUUAUCAUUUCAUAAUAUGUCCAAAGAUGCCCAGUUGUUUUACUAUUAUCGUGUAUCUAUUUAUGUAUUUUAUUCAACUUAGAUUUUAGGCAAAGUCUUGUUUGAUUUUGUAACAUGCAGGACUUGGAGGUAGUGGUGAGCUUGCUUAACUUAAGAGUCUGUAUGAUUUUUUUUAAUGUGAGGAAUGCGGUCAAUAAAUUUAACUGUAAAUGCAUUAUUUCUGUGUGGUUCUACUGUCAUCUUCAUCACUUGUGCACUAGAGCGUUGCCGCCCUCUGGAGGCCAUUCACAACAUUGCAUCCUCACACAUAUUCCACAGAGAGUCUCUUUUUUUAUCUCUUGGUGUUGCUCCUUUAUUUCAAACAAAAAAGUACUUUUAACGGAACAUUUAUUUGCUUCUGAAAAAUGUCAGAGAUGGACAUUUGUUCCUUUCAAAUUCAACCCAUCAUUCUUGCUCUUGCGCUCUUGCUCUCUCUCUCUCUCUCUCUCUCUCUCUCUCUCUCUCUCUCACACACACAGACAGUUUCUCAUCCAUUCACUCAUCUCAACCAGAUCUUCUGGAGCAAGAAAAAAAAA
This is a messenger RNA of Acanthopagrus latus (yellowfin seabream), 1508 nucleotides long. RefSeq lists its product as uncharacterized. NCBI's taxonomy places the organism in Eukaryota, Metazoa, Chordata, Actinopteri, Spariformes, Sparidae. The transcript has 5 exons. Bases 91 to 747 code for a protein of 218 amino acids. The record is from RefSeq and is a predicted model, not a curated record. Gene Ontology annotation, molecular function: protein binding.